This is a messenger RNA of Trichobilharzia regenti, 329 nucleotides long. The record is from the annotation of a GenBank genome assembly. NCBI's taxonomy places the organism in Eukaryota, Metazoa, Platyhelminthes, Trematoda, Strigeidida, Schistosomatidae.
AAAAAUUAAAGUGCUGUGGUGUAACAUUAAAGUGUAAUAGAUUAAAAGCUGUUCUAAAUACUCAGCAUUACUACAGUAUAGUGGAUGUCAAUAAUCGGAAAGCCACUGUGGAAGAAGAAGUGAACACAUUGGAAGCCCGCUUGGAAAGACAGGCCAGAGAAACGGGUAAAAGUAUCACUGCGUUUGCGAAUUGUCUAUCCAAUAUUUCUCAACACUACUACCAACCGGAUAUUUACAGAAGCAUUUCACGGAGCAUCAAUAGGGUGCGGCAGGCAUACGGGAAUUUCUUCUCCAUACCUCAGAGUAGAACUCUCUGGAGGAAUCGUUAA